UCCCCUUAGAGAACAAUGACCGGGCUCUGCCUCCUGCUGUUCCUCUCUGUGGCUACUAAAGAAUGCAGCGCAGCUGUGAACCAUUCUCUUGAGAUGCUCUGGCAGGACAACCUCUGUGCAUCUUCCUUUUCUUCCCUGCCUAGAAGCUGCAAGGAAAUCAAACAAAGUUGUCAGAGAGCAGGUGAUGGCCUGUAUUUCCUCCGCACUGAGAAUGGGGUCAUCUACCAGACCUUCUGCGACAUGACCACAGACGGUGGUGGCUGGACCCUGGUGGCCAGUGUGCAUGAGAACUACAUGGCUGGGAAGUGCACAUCGGGUGAUCGCUGGUCCAGUCAGCAGGGCAGCAGAGCAGACUACCCAGAGGGGGAUGGCAACUGGGCCAAUUACAACACCUUCGGGUCCGCGGAGGCAGCCACAGGUGAUGACUACAAGAACCCCGGCUACUACGACAUCCAGGCCCAGGACCUGGAAAUCUGGCACGUGCCCAACAAGACGCCCCUGCAGCACUGGAGGAAGAGGUCCUUGCUGAGGUACCGCACCAACACUGGCUUCUUCCAGAACUUGGGACACAAUCUGUUUGGCCUCUACCAGAAAUACCCAGUGAAAUACGGAUCAGGGAAGUGUUGGACUGACAACGGCCCGGCGAUUCCUGUGCUGUAUGACUUUGGCAAUGCUCAGAAAACCGCAUCUUAUUACUCACCUGUCAGCCAGUUGGAAUUUGUUGCUGGAUUUGUCCAGUUCAGGGUGUUUAACAAUGAGAGAGCAGCCAAUGCACUGUGUGCUGGGAUCAGAGUUACUGGCUGUAACACUGAGCAUCACUGCAUCGGUGGAGGAGGAUACUUCAAGGAGGGCAAUCCCAGGCAGUGUGGGGAUUUCUCCGCCUUUGACUGGGAUGGAUAUGGAACUCAUCAGGGUUCUAGCAGCAGCCGGGAGAUCACCGAGGCAGCUGUGCUGUUGUUCUACAGAUGAGAGCUCUGCGGUGUGCGACCAGGAAGCCAUCUCUAAACCCCAGACCAUCAGAGACAGGGCAUCUGGAAUGGAAU
This is a messenger RNA of Lepus europaeus (European hare), 1043 nucleotides long. RefSeq names its product intelectin-2-like. Gene Ontology annotation, molecular function: oligosaccharide binding. The record is from RefSeq and is a predicted model, not a curated record. The transcript is spliced from 7 exons. NCBI's taxonomy places the organism in Eukaryota, Metazoa, Chordata, Mammalia, Lagomorpha, Leporidae. The coding region runs from base 16 to 969 and encodes 317 amino acids.